This is a messenger RNA of Mesitornis unicolor (brown roatelo), 606 nucleotides long. It is a transcript of the gene TM4SF4, whose product is annotated as transmembrane 4 L six family member 4. The transcript is spliced from 5 exons. Gene Ontology annotation, cellular component: membrane. The coding region runs from base 1 to 606 and encodes 201 amino acids. NCBI's taxonomy places the organism in Eukaryota, Metazoa, Chordata, Aves, Mesitornithiformes, Mesitornithidae. The record is from RefSeq and is a predicted model, not a curated record.
AUGUGCACGGGAGGCUGUGCCAAGUGCCUGGGAGCCACACUCAUCCCCCUGGCCGUGCUCUGCACCCUCGCUAACAUCUUGUUGUUUUUCCCUGGAGGAAAAGUGGUUGAAAACAAUCAGCACAUUACAGACGAGGUCUGGUACUUCGGAGGGAUCCUGGGAUCUGGUGUGUUGAUGAUCUUUCCUGCCUUGGUAUUUUUGGGCCUUAAGAAUAAUGAUUGCUGUGGAUGCUGUGGUAAUGAGAGCUGCGGAAAGAGGUUUGCGAUGUUUUCGUCUAUAAUAUUCGCUGCAGUUGGACUCGUGGGAGCUGGAUACUGCUUUGUUUUGUCAGCAGUGGCCCUAAACAAAGGCCCUAAAUGUAACACUGGAACAGAGUGGACCUACCCCUUCCAGGACGGGAACUACCUCUCUAACCACACGCUGUGGGAUAUGUGUCAGUCGCCCGAAAACAUCGUCCCGUGGAACCUGACCCUCUUCUCCUUGCUGCUGGUGAUGAGCGGGAUCCAGGCAGUGCUCUGCAGUAUCCAGGUGGUGAACGGCCUCUUGGGAACGAUCUGCGGGGACUGCAAAUGUUGCGGAUGCUGCGGGGGAGAUGGGCCUGUCUAA